Piliocolobus tephrosceles (Ugandan red Colobus) is the source of this 810-nucleotide messenger RNA. It is a transcript of the gene PLVAP, whose product is annotated as plasmalemma vesicle associated protein. The annotation marks the transcript as partial. NCBI's taxonomy places the organism in Eukaryota, Metazoa, Chordata, Mammalia, Primates, Cercopithecidae. The transcript is spliced from 2 exons. Gene Ontology annotation, biological process: positive regulation of cellular extravasation; regulation of vascular permeability. The record is from RefSeq and is a predicted model, not a curated record.
GUCAUCUACAUGAACAAUCAGCAGUACAUGGCUGCCAUCAUCUUGAGCGAGAAACAAUGCAGAGAACAAUUCAAAGACAUGAACAAGAGCUGCGAUGCCUUGCUCCUCAUGCUGAAUCAGAAGGUGAAGACGCUGGAGGUGGAGAUAGUCAAGGAGAAGACCGUUUGCACUAAGGAUAAGGAAAGCGUGCUGCUGAACAAACGCAUGGUGGAGGAACAGCUGGCUGAAUGUGUGAAAACCCGGGAGCUGCAGCAUCAAGAGCGCCAGCUGGCUGAGGAGCAACUGCAAAAGGUUCAAGCCCUCUGCCUGCCCCUGGACAAGGACAAGUUUGAGAUGGAUCUUCGUAACCUGUGGAGGGACUCCAUUAUCCCACGCACCCUGGACAACCUGGGUUACAACCUCUACCAUCCCCUGGGCUCGGAAUUGGCCUCCAUCCGCAGAGCCUGCGACCACAUGCCCAGCCUCAUGACCUCCAAGGUGGAGGAGCUGGCCCGGAGCCUCCGGAUGGGUAUCGAACGCGUGGCCCGCGAGAACUCGGACCUCCAACGCCAGAAGCUGGAAGCCCAGCAGGGCCUGCGGGCCAGUCAGGAGGCAAAACAGAAAGUGGAGAAGGAGGCUCAGGCCCGGGAGGCCAAGCUCCAAGCCGAAUGCUCCCGGCAGACUCAGCUGGCGCUGGAGGAAAAGGCGGUGCUGCGGAAGGAACGAGACAACCUGGCCAAGGAGCUGGAAGAGAAGAAGAGGGAGGCGGAACAGCUCAGGAUGGAGCUGGCCAUCAGAAACUCGGCCCUGGACACCUGCAUCAAGGCCAAG